Molecule: messenger RNA, 1323 nt
Organism: Camellia sinensis
Lineage: Eukaryota; Viridiplantae; Streptophyta; Magnoliopsida; Ericales; Theaceae
Source: RefSeq, a predicted model, not a curated record
AUGGACAAGAGUUGGAUGAUGAUAAGUGAUAGGUUGAAAAGUAAAGAGUACCAACAAGGUGCUAAGUUAUUUAUUGACUUUGCAACGAAGGAUUUAGACCCACACGAUGACAUUCGUUGUUCAUGUGUCGAUUGCUUAAAUGGCACAAAACAUAGUCGACAAGUUGUAUGGCUACACUUGAUUCGAAGAGGAAUCGCGUGUUCAUAUGGAACUUGGGUGCACCACGGGGAGCAUGCUCCAUUGCGUCAUGAUCAACCUAGUGUGUCAAACGAUGUUGGCGAAAGAGAUGGAGCUGCAAUUUUUGACAUUGACGAUAAUUUGGGUGAGUUGCCUACUAUGUUGGAAGAGAUUUACAUGAGUGGUCUCCUGGAUGAUCAUAUCGACGACGAACCUAAUAGCUCGGAGAGAGAAAAUUCAGUAAAGUUCAUUAGGUCGUUUGAUGAUGCUCAACGCAAAGUGUACCCAGAGUGUGAAAAGUUUUCUGUGUUGUCCUUCGUUUUUAAGAUGCUUUAUAUUAAGGUGUACAAUAAAUGGAGCAACAAAUCUUUCGAUAUUGUUAUGCAAGUUUUCAAUGACAUUCUCCCAAAGUGUGAUGAAAUUGUUCCAUGGAUGCUUUAUGAAUCGAAAAAGUUCUUACGUGAAUUGGGUUUGGGAUAUGAAGUCAUUCAUACAUGCAAGAAUGAUUGUAUUUUGUUUUGGAAUGACAAUGCAAAACUGGAUACUUGCCCUACAUGUAAGGAGUCUAGAUACAAAUUCAACAAUGUGAGUGGUAAAAAGAUACCUCACAAAAUAUUGAGGCAUUUAGCCGAUGGUCAAGCAUGGAAGGACUUUGAUAUACAGCAUCCUACGUUUUUUGUGGAACCCCGGCAUGAAAGGUUAGGGCUUGCCACGGAUGGUUUCAAUCUGUUUAGAAAUAUAAGCACAUCAUAUAGCAUGUGGCCCGUACUCUUAAUGCCUUACAAUCUUCUCCCGUGGAAGUAUAUGAAAGAGCCAUUUCUGAUGAUGUCAAUGAUUAUUCCCGGUCCAUCCGCCCCUAGAAGAGACAUCGAUGUUUACUUGCAACCAUUAGUGGAGGAGUUAAUGAAUUUGUGGGAGCAUGGUGUGCAAACAUAUGAUGCCGUAAAUGGUCAAGUUUUUAAAAUGUAUGCAGCAAUCAUAUGGACUAUCAAUGACUUCCCCGCAUAUGGUACCAUGUCUGGUUGGACUACAAAAGGUUACUUGGCUUGCCUUAAUUGUAACAUGGAUGCAUCAUCUCAGCAUUUGCGAAGUAAGAUAGGAUAUAUAGGUGCCCGUCGCCACUUGCUCGAGAACCAUAUUUGGUGA